Molecule: messenger RNA, 1125 nt
Organism: Marmota monax (woodchuck)
Lineage: Eukaryota; Metazoa; Chordata; Mammalia; Rodentia; Sciuridae
Gene: Gsx1
Product: GS homeobox 1
Exons: 2
Coding region: 1-798 (265 amino acids)
Biological process (GO): regulation of DNA-templated transcription
Cellular component (GO): nucleus
Molecular function (GO): sequence-specific double-stranded DNA binding; DNA-binding transcription factor activity, RNA polymerase II-specific
Source: RefSeq, a predicted model, not a curated record
AUGCCGCGCUCUUUCCUUGUGGACUCUCUGGUGCUGCGCGAAGCAGGCGAGAAGAAGGCGCCCGAGGGCAGUCCGCCGCCGCUCUUUCCCUACGCGGUUCCCCCGCCGCACGCGCUGCACGGUCUCUCUCCCGGCGCUUGCCACGCGCGCAAGGCCGGGCUGCUGUGCGUAUGCCCUCUCUGCGUCACGGCCUCACAGCUGCACGGGCCCCCCGGGCCGCCCGCGCUGCCGCUGCUCAAAGCAUCCUUCCCGCCCUUCGGCUCUCAGUACUGCCAUGCGCCCCUUGGCCGCCAGCACUCGGCCGUGUCGCCCGGGGUCGCUCACAGUCCGGCCGCCGCUGCAGCAGCAGCCGCGCUCUACCAGACUUCCUACCCGCUGCCGGAUCCCCGGCAGUUCCACUGCAUCUCCGUGGACAGCAGCUCGAACCAGCUGCCCAGCAGCAAGAGGAUGCGGACCGCGUUCACCAGUACGCAGCUGCUGGAGCUGGAGCGCGAAUUCGCCUCCAAUAUGUACCUGUCCCGCCUUCGCCGCAUCGAGAUCGCAACCUACCUGAAUCUGUCCGAGAAGCAGGUGAAGAUCUGGUUUCAGAACCGCCGGGUGAAGCACAAGAAGGAGGGCAAGGGCAGCAACCACCGCGGCAGCGCCGGCGGUGCGGCUGCGGGUGCCGGCGGGGGCGCACCGCAAGGCUGCAAGUGCGCGUCGCUCUCCUCAGCCAAGUGCUCAGAGGAUGACGACGAAUUGCCCAUGUCUCCGUCCUCCUCUGGGAAGGACGACCGGGAUCUUACGGUCACUCCUUAGGCAUUCGUCCCUCUAGGCCGCCCACCCCAAGACCUCCCGGCGCCUGAAAGACUAGUCUUGGGACGCAACGCUGGUUCCCAGGAACCCGCUGCCAAUCGACUGUCUCUCACGGAUUUGGCAUGGCUUUGCCAAGACCCCCAGCUCUGGGCAGAGCUGAGAACUUAGCAGAGACUCGAGGAUGGUAUCCCGGUCCCCAAGGGCGUCCAAAGCGAACUCCAGACUCAUCCUACAGCGUCAGCCCCGGCGCCAUACCGCCCUGUCCAGCGCCUUGCUGGUGGUAGGCGCCUCCUCGCCUGCCCUAUGGGCUGGCUCAGGCUUCCUCGCUUC